Molecule: messenger RNA, 2240 nt
Organism: Cyprinodon variegatus (sheepshead minnow)
Lineage: Eukaryota; Metazoa; Chordata; Actinopteri; Cyprinodontiformes; Cyprinodontidae
Product: polycystic kidney disease protein 1-like 2
Exons: 12
Coding region: 78-2240 (720 amino acids)
Molecular function (GO): carbohydrate binding
Source: RefSeq, a predicted model, not a curated record
GAGAGCUGCUCUAAAUCCUGAAGAACUUGAAAAGAGAAGCAGAAGAUAAGUUUGGGAUUGAUAAAGUGAGAAUAGAUAUGAUGUGCAGGGCAGUUCUGCACAUGCUGAUCCUGCUGACAUCCCACUGUCAAUCUUCUGUUGAGAAUGAUGCUGGGGUUACAGCUUCCUGUUCACAGGACCAGAGGGCAUUUCGAGGUUCAUGCUUUGAGUUUGUAGGUCAGCAGCUCCCUUUUCACAGAGCUCAAGAUUGGUGUGAGAAGAGUGGUGGACAUCUCGCAUACAUCCCAGAUAUAGAAACUCAAAAUUUCCUUGAGAGACACAUGGACUCUGAAAAAGACCUGUGGCUUGGACUGACACCAACCUGCUCCCUAAAAUGGUCUGUAAAUGCUGAAGCUCCUUCUUUCUCUUGGCUCGAUGGUUCACCUCUCACCUUUUCAAAAUGGGUAAGAAGCCCACAGCCUGGCACAACUUGUGGACACAUACUGAGACGCUCAGGCUUUCGGUGGGAAGCCACAGAAGACUGCAACCAAAACAUGCAUUUCAUCUGUCAGUUUGAACCUGGAAGAAGAAUUGUAUGUUUGGGUCACAACACCACUCUGCAGUGCGGCUCUGGUCAAGCAUUAAUGAUAGACGGGGCUCUCUUUGGUCGGGGCAACAUUCAUUACUGUCGUCCCAGGUUCUCCACACCAACCUUCACAGAGCAUAGGUGCAGCUGGGUGGAUGUCGCAGCCUCCAUUAAAGAUCAAUGUCAAGAGCGUCAAUUCUGCAGGAUCAGUGAAGUUAUGAGCUCAUUUGAUGACCUCUGUCCUGAUCUAAAGAGCUACCUGACUGUGGACUACCACUGCAGAGAUGUGAUCACAUUGUCACUUCCUGUUGUCGCUGCUGUUUAUGAGGACAUCAAAAUUAAAUGGCAUGUAUUAUCACCAAGGGGAAACUGCAAGUUAAAGACUGGAGAUGGACACAUAUAUCAUCUGCAUAAUCAGUUGAAGAGCAGCCUCGUGCAUAAAUACACUCAUCCAAGUGCAUUUGUUGUGGAGCUUGAAUGCACUGACAGUGAAAUACACAUUAUGGCCCAAGAGAUAAUUACAGUUGAAGAGCCUGUUGCAGAGAUUGGUGCCAUCAGAUGCUUUGUUGGAAAUUUGUCUUUUCAUGAAACUGACUGCAGAGCCCUGUAUGGAGGAGCAUUUCAAAUUCAAAUAAAAGUCAAAGCAGGAUCAAACGUGGCCUACAGAAUACAAAACAAUGAUAAGCUGCUGGCUGACUUGCAUGUUGUACAAGGAAAUGUUCCCCAGAACAUCACACUGAGUCCUGAGGCAGUGAAGCAGCUUGGCCCCGGCUGCCACAAGCUGAAGCUUUUUGCAUCGAACUUGGUGACUUUUCCAGACGUUUCUACAAACCUUCAGGUUUGUGUUUUAGAGAAACUAGAUGGACUUCAGGCCACCUUGCUGAAAGAGGCGAAAGAUUGCUUUGGCUCUACAUGCAUUACUGUUGGAGUUUCUCUUAACCGCGGUGAGCCUGCUCUGCUCUUCUUCUCACUGACUGGAAAAAAUGGGACAUUUUCUGAAACUAAAGAAAUGAAAAGAAGGAGAGAAGUUUUUCAGUUUGGUUGCCCACUUGAAGGAAAUGUACAGAUGAAGAUUAAAGCAUGUAAUGCCUUUUCCUGCCUUGAAGAGGAAAUGUUUGGCUCUUGUGAUAAGAACUUGAUAGUGAACAGUCUUUUUGAGCAUUCAUUACGCCUUACCAAGAAUAUGAUAAAGAAGCCCGCAAGGGUUGUGAGAUCUCCGGCUGAAAUCUCUGCAGAUCCUUCAAAUUCAGUAAAUCGGCCAGAUGCAACUAUUACUCUGUCGGUUGAGGAAAAAGGGGAUAUAAAACAUGCCGAGGAAUAUCGGUGGAGCUGCAGAGAUAAUUGUAAAUGUGAAGCUGAGUCAACAACACUUGAACAAAUCAUUCAAGGAAACUGUCUGCCAGAUCCUUUUCACUUUGACAGUUAUUCGUUUGAGUAUAGAAGAAACAAUGAUAACUGGAAAGGGACAUCCACAUGCAUCACCCUCAAACCAACCUCAGAUGAAUCGAAUCAAGUCAGUACCAGCUGCAUUGAGAACUGUGACCCAAUCGACACAUCCAUGGACACAAAAGUAAAAAUGGAGUGCAGUUCAUGUUCGGAUAUUGUGUGGUACAUUGAGGAAAUAACAGGCCACGAGCCAGAGGGUGUAAGUAUUAUAAGUGUUGCUUUCUUCUAA